Molecule: messenger RNA, 517 nt
Organism: Macroventuria anomochaeta
Lineage: Eukaryota; Fungi; Ascomycota; Dothideomycetes; Pleosporales; Didymellaceae
Exons: 1
Coding region: 99-440 (113 amino acids)
Source: RefSeq, a predicted model, not a curated record
UUCAGUGCUCCUAAAAUCGGCCCUCUGUUCUUUCCCCAACCGCGCAAUCUCCACUAGUCUCGGAAUGUACCCUGGCAAAGUCGCCUCUUCUCACGUCAAUGCAUCUCACGAGCCUCGAUCUUUGUCCGUUUGUUCUCUACACGCCUAAUGCGCUCCUAGUCUUGCUGGUAUUGCGGAGUGCAUGCGAAGGAUGCGGGGGAUGGACCCGAUAUGGCUAUCCUCGGUUCUCCAAGGUGAAGACAACGACACGCCAGAGCUUGUUGUCCCCGGGACGCUGGUUGUUUGAUGAAGAGAGUGGGUCGACAUUGCUAAUCGUUGGCCGAUGCGAGGUAACUGUAACUUUGGGAGAUCCACAUAAUCACGUAAAAACUUCGAGAAAACUUCUUGGACCGGGAUUCAUCCGCUUGGCAAUGCGCUUGAGCUGCUCGGAUCAGCCGUAAAUCGGCUUACAGGCUUUUCUAUGGGCGGAGUCACCCUCUCCGUGGCGAGUGUCAUGUUCAGGGUCGAAAGAUGGGGU